AUGGUCCAAACAGCCCAGGUCUCCUCCGCCCUAUACCACAGCCCCAAGGGCUUCACAACCCUCGGCGAAGGCCCCUUCUACCGCGCCAGCGACUCCACCCUCCACUGGUUCGACUGCCUCGCCACCCCAUGCGAGCUCUACAUCCUCCCCGUAGACCCAGACACCGGCGCACCCCGCGGUGAAGCCCGCGUCCUACCGCUCGCCGACAGCGUCACGGUAGCUGGAUUCCGCAAGGACAAACCCGGUAGCUACAUCGCGGCGUAUUACCAGGGCGUGUGCACGGUCGACGAAGAGACGGGCCGCAUUGACGUGGUCCGGGAGAUUAUCCCGACCGAUCAGCGGGACAAUCUGCGCUUCAACGAUGGAGGCGUCGACGCCGGCGGCCGCUUCUGGCUCGCUGAGAUGGAUCUCCAGGCGAUGAAAUACGGGCUUGACGGUGUACCUGAGAGUUACGGAACCCCGAAGGGUAGACUGUGGCGGUAUGAUCCUGAUGGGAGUCUACAUUGUAUGAUUGAUGGGGGCAUCACCUGUGGGAAUGGCGUGACCUGGAGUCCGGAUAACAAGACAAUGUACGUGAAUGAUUCCGCCGCUCUACACGUCUACGCCUAUGACUUUGAUUUAGAGACAGGAGGGAUCUCCAACCGGCGCAUCUUAGUCGAUGAACGACAAUGGUCUGGGGGGGCACCCGAUGGCAUGGUCGCGGACACCCAAGGAAACCUGUGGAUUGCUGUCUACGCCACGCGCCGGGUCAUGGUUUUCCGUCCCGAUGGGACCCAUCUCCGCGACGUUGAAUUCCCGGCCCGCGACGUGACGUGCACUACAUGGGGCGGCAAAGACCAUAAUAUCCUCUACGUGACGAGUGGGACAAACCACAGUGGGACGCAUCCUUCGGGAGAAGAGGGGGGCCCUGUGUAUAUGUUCCGGCCGGGGGAUGCGCGGGGGCAGGCUAAAUAUGAGUUUGGGGCGUAG
Aspergillus candidus is the source of this 969-nucleotide messenger RNA. RefSeq names its product SMP-30/gluconolactonase/LRE family protein. Gene Ontology annotation, biological process: L-ascorbic acid biosynthetic process. Gene Ontology annotation, molecular function: gluconolactonase activity; calcium ion binding. Bases 1 to 969 code for a protein of 322 amino acids. The record is from RefSeq and is a predicted model, not a curated record. NCBI's taxonomy places the organism in Eukaryota, Fungi, Ascomycota, Eurotiomycetes, Eurotiales, Aspergillaceae. The transcript is spliced from 3 exons.